AUGGCCUCCAAAGCAACAGAGAAAACCUUUGAACGCCACCCUAGACCCCAGGCACCCACCUUGGGCAUAGUGCCCACCAAGGCGGCACUUCUUGGAAGGUCCAUCCAAAAGAAGAAGGAAGUCUUUACAGAUCCGUGGAAAACACUGUCUCUGCAAGGAGAGCUGGUACAGGGUAAAUCGAAAUGGUACCUGUGCUUACAUGAAGGACUUAUGGCAAUCGUGAAAAGUGUAGAGAUAGAGUCUGGCCGGCGAGAGCUCGAGAAGAUCAAGAAAUUGUCUAAUCACCCGCAUGUCGCGACAAUCAAUCAAGUAUUCGAGUCUGAGAAGUCGAUGUUCUUCAGGUUUGAGUACUCUAGAUUCACUCUAGAGGAAGUUCUCAAUGUACAUUUGUGCCUUGACGAAUGUCAUAUUCGGAUCAUUGCCAGUUCGGUACGCUCAAACUCCUUAGAGCAUGCAAAUUUUGAGGACUGUACAUGGAUAACGACCGAGAUCACUUCGAACAUCGACCUUGCCAACCUCGGAGUAAGCAUUCUAGAAUGCAUGAACGGCAAACCAAGCAAAGACCUGCGUAGCCCCGCACAAGUACGUCGCAAGCGAGAAUCAAACAAGAUGUUUGGUUUGAGCAACGGAGAAAGUUGGAGUGGCCACAAGCUCCUUGUAGACUUCCUCGAAAACAUGUUCAACGAUAGUGCGCCCUCAAUCGUCAAGCUUGAGAAGCCGCAUCCCUAUGUGACACAGCAACCAGGGUACAGUGCACUUACCCCGUUUCUGGAGCUAGUGUCUCUUGAAUGUCACGCUCUUUGGCGCCGAGCGGCGGUUAAGCAAGUUGGCGGCACGGAUUGAACUAGUCAUAAUUAGAAUCAGAUUAUGUGGUGUUGGGCGGCUAUUGAACGCUUUGGUAUAUUACGAGUCCAACUAGCCUUCACUAACAAUCAAC
Messenger RNA from Macroventuria anomochaeta, 937 nucleotides. RefSeq lists its product as uncharacterized. The record is from RefSeq and is a predicted model, not a curated record. The coding region runs from base 1 to 843 and encodes 280 amino acids. The transcript is spliced from 3 exons. NCBI's taxonomy places the organism in Eukaryota, Fungi, Ascomycota, Dothideomycetes, Pleosporales, Didymellaceae.